This is a messenger RNA of Scheffersomyces stipitis CBS 6054, 1818 nucleotides long. It is a transcript of the gene FRS1, whose product is annotated as phenylalanine--tRNA ligase subunit beta. Gene Ontology annotation, biological process: phenylalanyl-tRNA aminoacylation. The record is from RefSeq and is a predicted model, not a curated record. Bases 13 to 1785 code for a protein of 590 amino acids. Lineage: Eukaryota; Fungi; Ascomycota; Pichiomycetes; Serinales; Debaryomycetaceae. The transcript has a single exon. Gene Ontology annotation, cellular component: phenylalanine-tRNA ligase complex; cytoplasm. Gene Ontology annotation, molecular function: phenylalanine-tRNA ligase activity; ATP binding; magnesium ion binding.
ACGACAUUCACCAUGCCUACCAUCCCUGUUGACAAGCAAGAUCUCUAUGACCUCUUGGGCCAGAGUUACACCACUGAGGAGUUCGACGAAUUGUGCUUCGAAUAUGGUUUGGAACUUGACGAAGACACCACUGACGAUUGUCAGCCUGGAGAGAGACCUCAGUUGAAGAUUGAGGUCCCAGCCAACAGAUACGACUUGUUAUGUAUCGAAGGGAUUGCCCAGGCCUUAAAUGAGUUUUUAGGAAGAGCCGAGGCCCCAAAGUACACCUUGAAGCCAUCGAGUCCUAUAGUUACUUUGACUAUUAAGGAAACCACUGCAGGUGUUCGUCCAUAUGCUGCUGGAGCCAUCUUGAGAAACAUCAAGUUUGACCAGCGUCGUUAUGAGUCUUUCAUUGCCUUGCAAGACAAGUUGCACUCGAACAUCUGUCGUAACAGAACACUUGUAGCUAUUGGUACUCACGACUUGGACACUUUGAGUGCUCCUUUCACGUAUGAAGGUUUGACCCAUGAAGAUAUCAGCUUUGUGCCUUUGAACCAGGAAAAGUUACUUAACGGUAAACAAUUGAUGGAGUUCUACGAUAAGGACAAGAACAUUGGCAAGUACUUGCACAUCAUCAGAGACAACGACAGAUACCCUUACAUGUUGGACUCCAACAGAACCGUAGCCUCUUUGCCUCCCAUCAUCAACUCGAAUCACUCCAAGAUUACAUUGGACACCAAGAACGUCUUUAUUGACAUUACAGGAACUGACAGAACCAAAACGGAUAUUGUUCUUAACCAGGUCGUAGCCAUGUUUUCUGCCUACUGUGAGACACCUUUUGAAAUUGAACCUGUUCAGGUAAUAAGUGAACAUAACGGAGAAUCACGUAUUACUCCUAAUGUCACACCAAGAUUGGCACAGGCAGAGAUUGAAUACAUCAAUUCAUGUACUGGUUUGAACUACGAUGCCCAGGGCAUCUGUGACUUGUUGAAGAAGAUGUCUCUUGUUGCCAAGCCAUCUUCUACUAAAGGACUUAUUGACGUAGAGAUUCCCAUCACCAGACCAGACGUUUUGCACCAAUGUGACAUUAUGGAAGACGUUGCUGUCGCCUACGGCUUCAACAAGUUGACAAAGACAAAGCCACAAAGUGAGUCUUUAGUUGCUUCUCCAUUACCAGUGAAUAAGAUCUCUGACAUCUUGAGAUUGGCCUCGUCACAAUCGGGUUACUUAGAAGUGUUGCCUCUUACGUUGUGUUCUCACGACGAAAAUUUCAAGUUUUUGAGAACUGUGGACGACAACACUAGAGCCGUCAAGUUGGAAAACCCCAAGACCGUAGAGUACCAAGUAGUCAGAACCACGUUGUUGCCAGGUAUCUUGAAGACAAUAAAGGAGAACAGAAAGCAUUCUUUGCCUAUCAGAGUCUUUGAGGCCGGCGAUAUCGUUUUGAAGAACCCAGAGUUGGAAAGAGGUGCCUACAACCAACGUAACUGGUCAGCUAUCUACGCCGGAAAGACGUCUGGUUUCGAGUUUGUGCAAGGUUUGUUGGGCAAAAUAAUGCAGACUAUGAGAACUCCCUGGUUAGAAAACCCCAAGGAAAACAAGAGCAGAGGCUACUGGAUAGAAGAAGACAAAGAAAACCCUACCUUCUUCCCUGGCAGAGGUGCCAAGGUUUUCUUUAGAAACGCCGAAGGUGCUGCAGAACAAGAAAUUGGUGCCAUUGGUGUUUUGCACCCAGAGGUGAUGACAGCAUUUGAGAUUCCUUAUGCUGCUUCAUCUGUGGAAAUCAACGCUGAAGUAUUCUUGUAGGGUAUAGACCAUUAAUGUACAGAGAUAUAAACU